GCGGCGCGUUGCGCUAGAUAUUAACUAUUAGGCCAUUCCUAGUUCAACUAUGCCAGAUAUGGGUGUCAGAAUCUCAAUUUAUGUUUUACUUCAGGAUGUCGUCAGCCGCAUUCAAUCAGCAGUACCAAAAAAUUUAUGGAUACUGUACAAAACCAUGCGCAUUUUCAGAAUGCAAUUCAAGCGGAUCUCAAUCUGGCUUUAAACUGAAGUUUCAUAACGAUGGUUCGACGUCGACAACAGAUCUUCACUAUUUUUCGUCACGUUUACAUCAUUGCGAGUGGCAUCCUAUAACAUCGUCAGUGGUAUGUGCAUCUGUACAAACGGAUAUACCCCCAGGGACUACUGCUCCCUGUCCAACUGUAUGUGCCAAUCAUUGUUUUUGUUCACAUGAUUCCAAAAGAAAUGCAAGAUCUUCAGAGAUCGAUAUUGGUGAAGAAUGCAGUUGUGAUAAAGUGCAUAGAAAUCGAAGUGAAGCCUCGAUGUCAAGUGCUAAAACGAGUUCAAAAGCUAAGCGAGGAUUAAAGAAAAAGAAUAGUCUCUGCAAAAAUAACCACCAAAAAAGAUCUGCUAAAAAAACCAGUAAAGUUGAAUGUGAAUGUCGGAAACCCAAUACGACAGACAAGUCCGUGACAACCUACACCGAUCAAGCGAGUAAUUGCAUCGCUGAGGAACGUAAAACCCAAACAUCACCAUCAAAAUGUACUAUGUCUUCCUUCAGUAGCAGUCUCAACAAGCACACGAUGAGUAAAGAUGGAUUAGCAACCGAAUUAUGGUUUCCCAAAUCUCCCCCGCGACGUAAAUCAGUAGACGUAACCACUCCUGAGAAAAUAAUAGGAGUUUAUGAGACCGAUUGCAGUUCAGAUUCAUGUUGCUGCUCAGCUACGGACACGGACGCCCGUGGCGAUUGACAUUUUGAGUAAAACAAAGUUAUGGUUUUGGAAUUAUAUUUUGCUAUCAUACAGUUUAUCCCUUAACAUACACGUAUUUACAUUGGAGAACAUAAUGAGAAAUAUAAUACAGUAGUAAACAAAACAAUUUUUCAAUUUCAGUAUAAGUAGAUGAGAUUUUAGUUUUCUUACAUCGAGAACUAUGGAAAAAGUCAACAAUAUACCGUCAAAACAAUAAUGCUUAGACUCACUCACUGAACGAAACUCAUAUCAGACUAGUGCGCCGUUUAUCGACUGCGUUUUAAUUACGAACAAACAAAUUAUGAAAAGUUAGGAAGACAAAUGAAAACAAUGAGGUGAUUAAUUUCAAUAUAAGCUUUGGCAGAAAAGAAAUUACGUUAAUCAAUAACUCAUUUCUAAUCAUUUUUCAAAUGGUACAUACAUAAAUAAUUCGUAAAAACAAUUCAACACUUAAAACUAGUAUUGCAUAAGAAUACAUUAUACAAACGGACAUUUCUUUCAGAAUAUAAGUCUUUGAAAUACUUUUUAGAAAAAUAAUUAAUGAAAAAUCCAUAAUGUUGUCUCAUACGCAUAAAGUCUGGUUGUAGUACAUGUUCAGAUACUAAGUUGCGUUCAAAGUAUUAGUGACCUAUUUGAAGAAAAUUUAGUUGUGAAGGAGUCACUUAGUCGUCAUUACUUAUUUAAAUCCAUUAAGUUUCUUUUUACAACAAAAGUUACAAAAGAUAUAAAUAU
Molecule: messenger RNA, 1640 nt
Organism: Diatraea saccharalis (sugarcane borer)
Lineage: Eukaryota; Metazoa; Arthropoda; Insecta; Lepidoptera; Crambidae
Source: the annotation of a GenBank genome assembly